Messenger RNA from Triticum dicoccoides, 1479 nucleotides. RefSeq names its product histone-lysine N-methyltransferase, H3 lysine-9 specific-like. Lineage: Eukaryota; Viridiplantae; Streptophyta; Magnoliopsida; Poales; Poaceae. The transcript has a single exon. The coding region runs from base 319 to 1236 and encodes 305 amino acids. The record is from RefSeq and is a predicted model, not a curated record.
CCAAAGCGACCACGCGGGCGAGGCGCGGGCAGAGCAGCCUUUGGAACCGCGGCGCAGCUUCAUCAUCUUCCUCCGUCCAGCAGCCAGCCGUCCUCCACUCUACCAUCUUCUUACUUUGCAGCCAAGGCUUAGCGGCGUGCGCGUGCAUGCAGCGCCUGCGUCUGCGUGCAUGCUAGCUUCUCCUUGGAGCAAAGCAAGGCAUCCCGAGCGCGCACCCACCAACGUUACACUAGAGCAAAAGCACGGCCGGCAAUCCCACCCAAAGUCGACCAAGGAUCGGACGCACGAAUUACCUAGCUAGCUAGCUCUCUCCGCGCAAUGGCCGGCUCGGCAGCCCAAGCUCCCACACAGACGGGCCGAACGAGGCCGAUUCCCACGGCGCUCGUUCCUGCGGCCGUGGUGCUCGCCGUCGUCGUCGGCGUACUUUCCCUGCUGCCCUCCGUGGCCCAGGCGGUGUGGGAGCUGCCCCACCUCUUCCUCCUCGGCCUCGUCAUCUCCUACGGCGUCUUCGCCCAGCACAAGAACGGCGCCGCCGCGGGCGACGGCGGCGAUGCCGCCAAGGACGGCGCCCGGGCGUGGAACUCUCGGUACCAUCCCGACGACCCGCUCGUCGUGGUCGCGCCCGACCACGCGGCGGCCGAUGACGGGGACGACGGCGCGGGCGGGAGGCCGUUCUCCUUGCCGGUGCGGAGGCUGAAGACGGUCGUGGAAGAGCCGACCGAAGCCGGUGGCGCCAGCGGAGAGAGCGUUGGCGAAGAGACGGACAGCUCCGAGUCCACGGCAGGAUUCUGGGCCGGCGCGCCCGCCGCUCCUUCGCCGCCCUCUGUCCUUGACGCCUUUGACUCGCGGAAGUUCAAUGCCGCGACGCCGCCGUCAGUCGUGCAGAAGGAGUUCCCGGGUUACGAUUCCGGGUCGCCUCGUGACCAGUCGUCGUGUAACGAGGAGGAAGAGGAGGAGGAGGUGGAGGAGGAGGAGGAGGAGGAGGGCACCGAUUGGGAAGAGGAUGCUGAUGGGUCGGAUGAGAUGACCGCCGCGUCGUCGGAAAGGUCGUUCCCCGGCGACUUCGUUGCCUGUCGCAACCGUCGCUACGACGGCAGCGGGGAUGGCGAGUCUAUGGACGAAGAACUUGUCGAGCUGGCCACCAGGCCGGGACCGGAGGGGGCGGACGAGGUGGACAGGAAGGCCGACGAGUUCAUCGCCAAAUUCAGGGAGCAGAUCAGACGGCAGAGAUUGUAGGCUUGUAGCCGGCCGAGCGACGUAGGCAUGCAUUGCAUGCGUCCUACGCACACGCUUACUUGCGAUCUGUAAACUUCUGUUUUUUUUCCUUCAUCUGUGUAACAUCAUGAGCCCUUCCUGUAUCAUUUUCUUCUCUCCUUUGGAGCUUUUAAACUGUUGCCGUUAUUACAGCCUGGAAAGAUGAAAAAACGACGGCAUCCUUGUGGGGAUGUUCGCAUCCUACACAAAUUCUUGUAAAUGUUU